CUUUCCGUAGAGUGGACAUGUACAUAUUAGUUUGCGUGUUUUUAAAGGAUUUGAAAAGCAUAAUGUCGAACCUAGGUUACCUCCGAAUGCUAGGUUACGUGACCACACUAACUAUGCACAUAGGCAAUAUAGUGUACGUAGGAAUGAAUCUGAAAGAAGAUGAUCUAGAAGACAAAAGAGUAAGAAUUUUUGGUGAGACAAGAAGAAGAUAUCUCACCUGCUGGACUUUCUUCCUUCACAUGAUAUACGCCAUAAUUGGGUUAACCUGCGAGAUCCUGCUAAUAAAGAACAGUAAUAUAAGAAACUACAGCCUUCCCAAACACUUGAAAGGAUGUAGAGAUACCAUAUUUGCGGCUCUACUAUGGCCGGCUUCUCUGCUCGUGUUCACAGUAUUCUGGUCCCUAUUCCUAUACGACCGAAGCCUCAUUUUCCCUGACUUCAUCGACAAGGUGCUCACACCCACAUCCAAUCACAUCAUGCACACGUCGAUAAUACCAACGAUACUGUGGGAGAUAUUGCUUCAGCCGAGAUUCGAACCCAGGUCCCAUGUGAAGUAUAUUGCGCAACUGCUUGUUUAUAUGUUGGUGUAUUUGGGAGUCUUGAUCUAUACCUACAUGGAGCGAGGUAUAUGGUUAUACCCCAUAUUCAAGAAGUUAUACGGAACGAUAUAUUUCCCUCUCACUUUGUCGAUAGUUUUCGUCCUUUUAUUAAUAUUUUAUCGCAUUCAGUGGACAAUUUCCUACUUAAUCUAUGGUAAGGAGAAAACGAAAAAAGAAAAGGCGAAAAAAGUACGUUAAUUGGUCAAAAUUUGCGAAAUUUAUUUUAAAUAAUAACAUUUUCUUGAUCUUGACUUAAUUUAGCUUUUUUUUAAGAGAAGAUAUGAUUUUUUUAGAUCAUAUCUUCUUUUAUUUGAAGUCUGAUCUGAUGGCAGUCGCUUUCGUAAAAACUAGUGCCUAAGCCAAUUCUUGGGAUUAGUUGUCAAGCGGACCCCAGGCUCCCAUGAGUCGUGGCAAAAUGCCGGGAUAACGCGAGGAAGACG
This is a messenger RNA of Cydia strobilella, 1039 nucleotides long. RefSeq names its product androgen-dependent TFPI-regulating protein-like. Bases 18 to 797 code for a protein of 259 amino acids. The record is from RefSeq and is a predicted model, not a curated record. Lineage: Eukaryota; Metazoa; Arthropoda; Insecta; Lepidoptera; Tortricidae. The transcript has 5 exons. Gene Ontology annotation, cellular component: membrane; endomembrane system.